GUUUGUUCUGUGCCCAGUUAUAGAGAGGAGUGCAGAAUAAUCAUCAUGGCAGAAGGAAAAGGAGCAGCAAUGGCAGAGGAAAAUGAAAUAAAAAUCCAAGAAAAUAUUGACAAUGAUAUAGAUGCGGCAUGUCAAUAUAUGCUAUCAUCAUUUAAGAUACUAGAUAAAGCAUUAUCUCUUAGUUAUACACCAGAACAAUCGGAAGACAGUAUGAGUAAAAGCUGCAAAAAUAAAAGUGAUACAAACAAAAAGGAAGAUUUAGAAGUAAAAGUCAAAAAGAUAAAACAAGAUGAUAAGACAAAACCUAAAAUAAAAGGAGGUGAAGUAUAUAAUUCAAAAUCAAAGCCUAAGUCAGCAAACAACACACUGAUAAAUGAAGGUAAAGAUGGUGAGAAAUCAGCGUUAUUUAGAGGUCAAACAAGGAAUAAAGUUGGUAAACCUGUUGGCAAGACCGUAAAAGAGCAGGAUGUAAGAGGCAAGACAAUUUCAAUCAAGCCAAAGAAUAAAGUUGUUGGAGUGAAUAAAGAUACAAUGAAAGGAAGCACACUGAAUGAACAAAAAGCUGAAUCCAGUUCUUCAGUAAAGACACCAAAGGAGGGCAGAAGAAUACCAACCAAACAGAUGCCAAUUAAACCUAAGACAAAAUCAGCUGACACAGACAAAGAUUCAACCAAAAAAGAGAAGAAGGAAACACAGGCCCAGAAAAAAGCAAUAUUGGUGAAGCCACUUGGAGUCAGACAUUUAAUAUCAAAACCGAGUCCCCAAGUUGAAAGACAUACUCCAAUAGUCAAACCAAAGAUUCUGAAAAGUAAUGUUGCCAGUAAGGAACUAGAAAAGAACAAAGUUGUGAGAACUAAAGACAUUGAAAAGGAUAAGGACAAAUCAACCAAAGUCAGACCAAUGACAUAUUUCAAUAGCUCAUUAGUGAAGUCAAAAGUUAAAUCAACCAAAGAGGUUGCUUUUAAGAAAGUUGAUGAAAAAAGUGAUAAAGAAAUGGCUUCACCCAAGGCAAGGAUUCAGACAAGUGGUUCUAAAAAUCCUAGUUCAAUAGGGAGAAAAAAUGAUAUUAAAUCUCCGAAUGAGGAAAUAAUUAAGAAAACAACAAGAAAAUCUGACCAAAAAAGCAAUCCAGUAUCAAUGAAAUACGUCAAAUCUGAAACACAAAAAAUAAAAACCAAUGAAAGUUUGAACAAACAAAUAGAUAUAAAAGUCAAACAAAAAGAUCAAUCAAAUCCUGUUAAUGAGAGAAGCACAUCAAUAAAAAAGGAUCCACCAGUCAAGAAAUCAAUAGUUAAAACUACACAAGCAAGAUCAAGUGCAAAGAAGAAAGAUAACUUAAACAGCAAGGUAAUACAGAACUGGAUGGAUGAGAAAAAGAAGGAGGUUCAACCAGCUGGAAAAUUAAAGAACAGUAUAUCUAAUCAAGUUGAGAAGGAAACUACCAAAUCCUUAAAGAAUAGCUUUGACUUGGAAACAAAAGUAAGACAUUUAAAGGAAAUUGUCACAGCUGUUAUUGACAAAAACAGGCAAGAUAUGACACAUAUACAGAACAAAGAGGAUAUAAAUGAAAGUAUUCUCCAGGAAGUGGUACAUGAUGCUCUGAAUAGAAAUACAUCUGAGAUGGAUAAGAAUGUGGAACUGAAUGACAAUGAUGGGGAUCAAAAUCAAAUGGUCCACGGCCAAUCAGAAGGUGAUAACAAUGCAUUUGAAUGGUGUAAGAAGAAGGAAGCAGCAAAGAAAGUACGAGUAAACAAUGUGAUGUUAGAGGACAAUACAGAAUAUGAAGUUUCAAAACAUGAGAAUGUAGGACGUGAUAAUACUUUUACAGAUAUGUCUAGAAAUGAAGAUGAUGACAAAAUGAUUAAGGUAAAUGAAGAUGAAUUGAGAGAGAAUAAUGUUGAAAAUGUUGCCACCAAAUCAAUUCUUAAAGCAAGUAAUAUAUAUAAGGUAGGGAAGGAAUCAAACAAAACAGCCGAAGAAACAAAUGCAAAUACAGACACAUCAAGAACAAAGAAAUGUGAACCAAGCACCAAAAGUGGUCAAGAAAUAUUCAACGAUGAACAUUCUUUAUUUGCAAGAUAUGCUGAAGAAAUUGCUGAGCACAUUACACAAAGUGCAGUGACAAAUAGUUUAUCCCUUUUUGAAUCAGAUGACAAAGACAACCAAUCCUUUCAUAUAAAGGACAGAUCAAUCAUUAUAAAGAAUGACAACACAGAUUAUGAAUCUGGAUCUGACACUGUCAAAGAAAAUUGUGAUGGAAAUGAUGAACAACAAUUAAUUGCAACAACAAAUGAUCACAAAAUUAAGGGUCUAAAUGCAAGGGAUUCAACUGAUGAGUCAAGUUCUAACAUUCAGGUAAUUUAAGUAUUUUAGUCCUAAAUUAUUGAUGAUCAUCCACAACAUAGAUAAACCUAAUACCCAAUAUGAUAAAAGGGCAGGAACACUAUCAAGGGAACAUAGUAUUAGUGUGAACCAUACCUGAUAAAGCUUUCCAAAUACAUUAUUUAAGUGUAGAAUGAUCACCAUGACACUAAGCUGUUGUUGGAUGUUUGUAUGUGCCCUUGAAGGUUUUGCAUUGGCCCAUGUUCAAGUGUUUCAGUCUGAUGUUGUUAUCUCUACGCCUUUUUCAUUCUGCUUUAGUCACUGGUAUCAAUGUUGAAUGGUAAUGGUUAGAAAUUAAUCAACUGAAUAUCUAUCUGUGCAGAUU
Molecule: messenger RNA, 2707 nt
Organism: Owenia fusiformis
Lineage: Eukaryota; Metazoa; Annelida; Polychaeta; Sabellida; Oweniidae
Source: the annotation of a GenBank genome assembly